GAACCCGAACCUCUGCAGUCCACGACAAGUGCUCAGAGGGUCUACACUGCGUUCAAGCUCUGACACUAUCAGGAUGUAAAGUCUACAGCGCUGGAUAUCCACUCAAGGCCUUUUUUUGGACAAACAAUUUGUAUUUUGCAGGUGCUUCAAACUGUGUUGUUGGUGAUACCCAGGACAUUGUGAAACAGCUGUAGAUAUGGACCCAGAAAUUGAAGACCGAGGCAGCCAUGGUAACUUGGUCCCAUGGUCCGGUUCAGAUGGUUCCCAGGAACCUUGUGAGUCUUACAAUGAAGAUGAUGUGAGUGAUGCAGAUUACCCUUUAGACCCUCUGCCUGCUCACAUCGAGAGGUCUGAUCCUGAGUCCCCAGAACAACUUCAGUCACAGGAAUGGGAAUCUGCGGGGGAGCAACAGUCCCUGCCUGAACAUAGUGGAAGUAAAGAGGAUGUUCAAUACCAAGAAGAGGAUGACAGCUACCGUGAAUCAAGAGAGUCCAUUACAGAGUCUCCUCACAUGCAACAUUCACCAACAUCACUUUCCCCGCAACCAGAAUGCUCCGACUCAGAGUAUUUCGCUGGCCAGAUAUCACGGCCGCAUUCCCGCUUAUCUUUGUCCUCUGUUGGCGUUGCAGCUGAUGUGACCCCGGCCUUGACCCUGACCACAGGGCGCCCCCUGGGAGCCAGUAAUAGGCAGCGUCCAGGGACUGGGAACAGGAGGGUUGAAUCCUCAGAGGAAGGAGGGAGCAGUGAAGCACCUCCUGCUUCUGUCUUUUUUGGAAUUUCAGCUGAGGCUGCAGAGCAUGCAAAGAAGUGGAACUCAGACUCUGACACAGAUCCGUGCAGACCGCAGAGGCACAGGGCAAGGUCCACACGGCUCAGUCACGACAGCCAAUCAGAAAGAAACGUCAAGGAGACCAAGUCCAAAUGUAAGCGAAUUGCCCGGCUGCUAACAGAUGCGCCCAACCCUCAAAACAAGGGAGCCUUGCUGUUUAAAAAACGUCGCCAGAGGGUUAAAAAGUAUACACUAGUGAGUUACGGGACUGGAGAGAUCAAGCUUGAUAGCAAAGACCAAAUAGAGGAGGAAACUGAAGACGUCGGAGCAGCAGGGUAUAACUUUGUGGCAACAAGUGAAUCUGAGUUUGAAGAGGAGUAUUCUGUUUAUCACCAGAAGCAUAAGUUAAAUCUGAAUUGGGAAAGUGCUCGAAAAAUGGAAGCAGAAACGACAGGAAAGGGUGUUUCCAUGUUUGAGCGACGUCGUAAACGGAUAGAUGAACUUGUGUCGGAGGAGGAAGAACUGAGGAACAAAGGAUUACCUGUGGAGACAUUAGCAGAACCAGAGCGCACAGAAGCCCAGAAUAUUUAUGACGAUGACGAGAUGUACAUGCAUAGUGAUCAAGCCAACUACAUGGAUGCAGAUGGCAAGCAACAUGUAGAAUACCAAGAAAACCAGAUGAACAACCAAUCCAACGUGCCUAAACCCUUGGUGCCAAACAGAACUGCGAAGCCUUUCCUUGGAUUUCACAUCAGCACGUCUGCUCCUGCCAUGCCUGGUGGCAUUAAUCCAGUGCCAAGGAAGCAUGAACCGAGAUUUAAAGUACGUGUGCCUAUUAACACUAACCCACAGAUUUGGUCCCCAACUGGAGACAUAAUAGCCUCAAGAGAUGAGCGAAUAUCUGUGCCAGCAAUAAAGGUUGGUAUCCUACCCGAGUCUAGAAGGAAAGCCAAUAAUAAACAGUCAUCCGUGAUGCAGCAGGGAUCAGAUCCUCGCCUUCAAAACAAAGGGGACAGGAAGUCUUAUAUUGAGUGUGAGGAAGACUUCUUUAGUCUAGGUGCUGAAGCGUGUAACUUUAUGCAACCCAGAACAAUUAAACUCAAGAAUCCCCCUCCAGUUGCGCCCAAACCUACCAUCAACCCAUCCUGCCCACCUUGGAUGAUGAGGAGCCCCUUAGGUGAGCCCCAUAUUCCCCCAAGAAGUCCGGUUUCACAACCUUCUCACAAUCCUAUGGGGCCUCACAGUCAGCAUUACUUACAGCAACAAGAUUGGGCUCAGCCUCAACACAUGGCCAACCAUUGGGCACCAGAUCAAACUAAGGCAAAACUUCAAACACCUGCCAAUGCCUGUGCUCCCAUCAACUCCUCUUCCCAGCUUCAUCUUCAGCCAACCACAAAUAGCUCGAGUCAACAGCCGUCACAGUCCUCUGUGAGUAUGCAGGCCCACAGUCCUACUUAUAGCCCACAUCACCCACCUUCACCAUCAAGGAAUAAUUUAGUCGGUAUACCAAAUUCAGUGGCCUCUUACCCAACAGAAGCAGAAAAGUCAUACGUUCCUGCGUUAAAAGGAUCACAGGCUUCUCCAAAGGGUCAAGUCGGUAUUAAUUUGGCUGGGGAUGGUGCAACCAGGGCGGGAAAAGGGGCGGAGCUGUUUGCCAAAAGACAGUCCCGUAUGGAGAAGUUUGUUGUCGAUGGUGAAAAGGUGCAAGCUAACAAAGCGAGAUCCCCCUCCCCAAACGCGUCACUCCCUAACUCCUGGAGGUAUUCUUCCAUUGUUCGUGCGCCACCGACUUCAUCAUACAACCCCCUUCUUUCUCCUUUCCACCCUCAAUCUGCAGCCAAGCAACCCCCGUCCACAAGCCCCAAAAUCCAGCCUAAGACCAAACCCAAACCCAAAGCAGCCCCAAAGCACCUUAACCCCUUAGAGAUUAUGAAACAUCAGCCCUAUCAGUUGGACUCUUCACUUUUCAAGUACAAUGCAGUCCCUGUGGCCAAAAGUCCCAGCCCCAAACCAACUGAAGAAUCAAAGAUAGUCAAUACCAAAAGCCCCAAACCAACUCAAAUUUCAAAGUUUGAGGUUACCAAAAACCUUAAACAAAGAUCUGACCCUUCUUAUUCUCCUUAUAAUGCCUCUGUUGUUCAAAACAAGGCCGAAGCCCCUGCAAAGUCUCCUGUAUCGGGAUUUGGAAGAAGCCGCUCCCUGAGUCUACCCAGGCGACUGAAUUCGAUGCCUUCUCCCAGACUUCUGUCACCUGCCAGCACACCUGGAAUCCAGGCGUUUUAUUUACCGACACAGAGGCAAACAUCCUUUCAAGAAAAAGUCUACAAGCCACUGAGUCCGUGGGAGGCAGCCUCCAGAAGCCCCACUUGUUCAGUGGACGAUGCCUUUGUGUUUCAGAGCCUCCCGUCAUCUGUUGCCUCUAAUGUCAAAGCUGCAGGGCACCGCAGAUCUCUGCCAGAGCCUCCGGAUGAGUGGAAGCGCAGGGUGUCCCUUGAUCCCGCAGCUGUCGGAAUGGGUCAUUAUCAUGCGGCCCCAGCUUUUCAGGCACCGUUCAUAAGCAGGACAUUUGCACCUGAGAAACCAGCCUUCUAUGGGCCUCCCUUCAGACCGGCCCAGCCUCUGAGGCCCGGCAGCAGGGCCAGUAUCGGAUACAUGGGAUAAGGUCCAGAGAAGUAGCCUACUCCCAUUUGAAAAGUGCAGCCCAGAGAAGUUACUAAGAUGAGGUCAAACAUGCAUCACAUAAUUACAUGAUGGUAUCGUGAACAUGGAAGACAAAAUAGUUAGCUUGGCCUAAAAACAUUAAAUAUGUUUGCUUGAAUGUGAUGAAAAAUAAGGCUGUUGUUGGCCUGUGUUAGUUCAAACUUAUACAGGUAAGAGGAAUAUUUUGGAGGAUUUAUAAUGUUGGUUUUAAAUUGUUAAAGGAAGUGAUAAACAUUAGGCCUACUAUCUUUAUGAGUGGUCACUUGGUUUGAAGAGCACAACAACUUACUUACUGUAUAUUGUGUUGUGAUGCUGAUGAGAUAUUACCAUUGAUGGGAAAUGUCGUUAUUGUGUCUAAUUGAUCAUUUUAGAAUCUUGUUUCAAUUCAGACUCAUUUAGGAUGGUUGCAGUCAAGAAAAGUAUUUAGAGAGCGGAAGUGAACGUGAAGAAAGGAGUGUUUGGUAGAUGCUUUUUUGUUUUGUUUUGUUGCUCACUGAUAUUACAAAUAUUUAGUAAGAAAUAAGGAACUUUAAGAAAUCAAAAUGUGUUUUUUUUAAGUUACAUAUCUUAACCUAAAAACUCACUGUGGCUUUGUGAUCACUUUAGCACAUCUCAAUAUUUCACACAGCGAUAACAAUUAUGUUACUUAUCUUGUUUUUCUGUCUUUUCUCGCACUGCAGAUUUAAUAGUUGCAAUAAUAUUAAAAGAGUGAACAUUUCUAUUAAUAUGCAGCACUUUGAGUAAUAACAUACAAUAUCUCUCUCUGCUACAAGGAAGCCACACUGCAUAUUUACAAAAACUUGCAAUAAGUUAACAUGGGGCUCAUUCAUAGUGAUGACCUCAGUGUGAGAGAAUGCAAGAGAGGAGUUAAUGUUGCAUGCAUACAUUCAUGACGUGUUGAUUACACACUGCAUGGUGUUUAAGAUGUAGAACUGCAGAUGAAUUAAUUGAGUGUCAGGGUUUUCAAAAUGUCUGACUCAGCCAUGGUUUUAUCCUAAUUAUGGAAUGAGCUUUACACGUGUGUUAUAAGUUAUGUUAUGUUUUUGAACCUUUAAAACACAAACUGACAAAUUAAAAUACUUGAAAAUG
This is a messenger RNA of Notothenia coriiceps (black rockcod), 4558 nucleotides long. RefSeq names its product synaptopodin 2b (gene synpo2b). Gene Ontology annotation, molecular function: actin binding. NCBI's taxonomy places the organism in Eukaryota, Metazoa, Chordata, Actinopteri, Perciformes, Nototheniidae. The record is from RefSeq and is a predicted model, not a curated record. Gene Ontology annotation, cellular component: actin cytoskeleton; Z disc; nucleus. Bases 197 to 3430 code for a protein of 1077 amino acids. Gene Ontology annotation, biological process: positive regulation of actin filament bundle assembly. The transcript has 4 exons.